Molecule: messenger RNA, 1218 nt
Organism: Priapulus caudatus
Lineage: Eukaryota; Metazoa; Priapulida; Priapulimorpha; Priapulimorphida; Priapulidae
Product: 28S ribosomal protein S24, mitochondrial-like
Exons: 3
Coding region: 33-533 (166 amino acids)
Biological process (GO): translation
Cellular component (GO): mitochondrion
Source: RefSeq, a predicted model, not a curated record
GCGCCAGGUCACGCUAGGGUCAAACCAAAAAGAUGGCAGCCCCCAUGUGGCUGCUCGUUUCUAGGAGUGCCGCUUCGGCGAUUGGAAACACACACAGAAGAAUAGCCACUACUGCAGCCUGUUGCAAAGUACAAGCAGGAAGAUACAAGAUAACGCUGAAACAGAACAAACCGCUUACCUAUGAGCAGGCCCAUCCACCCUUCCAGAUCGGCGUAUGCAAGUCAUGGAACUCUUGGAACACCAGUAAUCUAUGUGACGCGCCGCGCGCCAGCGACACUCUUUACGAGGACAUGUUCAUUCGUAAGUUCAUGGCCGGCACGUGGCACGGCAUCUUCGUCUCGGAGGUUAUCAUCAAGCGACGACACAACGCCGUCUAUGUGAGCGGCGUCGUGCAGCGGCGCUUGCACGCGCGCAAGCUUUACUUCCUCGUCGGCUACACGGAGGAGAUUCUCGCUCGAUUCCUCAAGUGCAUCGUGAAGGUCGAGGUGCAGAGCGUUGGCGAUCGCCGCGAUGUUGUCUUCAAGUACAUCUGAGGCGGCGCUGCGGGGUUCGUACGGGUGUAUAGACGACCUGGUGGGUCUUGGAGUUUAUCAGAUGUGGUUUGCUAGGUAUGGAGAGUCCAGGCUCUGGAAGGCCCAGGAAAUUGGGUCAUGGACUUGGAAAGACAGAGAAUUGACUGUUAUUGUGUUUGGUCUGAGAAAAUUCGUGAAAUUGGGUACACACCCGUCUUGUCUGAGAGGUAAGCAAUGGUUGCUGGCUAAGUAAUUCUGCUCACCUGGUUCGUAUUUGGCUAGAAUAUCAGUCGUGAAAAAUCUGGCUUUUAAGUCAUAAAAUAAUCCUGAAAGAUUUCCAAAAAAAGGUUUUCCUUAGGUGUAUGAACCCUGGCAGUGCACAGCGGUGGCACGCGGUGAUGGGGAGGGAAAUGAACGCAGCAGCAGCAGCAGCGGCGUCGGCCCACAGUGCAUGGUCCAUGAAGCGGAUGCUAGAGUUAUAGUAACGCGCAGCGGCGAACAGAUGAGAACUAGCGAAACUCCGCUAUAUGCAUGCGCACGUCACUCCUGUUAGGUCAGAUCUACUUUGUGACGCCACCAUCAUCGUCAUUGUCAACCACACACUAAGCAAAAUGUCAUUACGGACCGAAGCCUUAACGUAGAUGGUCUGUACUCCUGUCUUGUUGAGUUUUCUAGUGAACAAUAAAAUUUGUGAUUCAUCAACGAA